UGGCGGGGCAGAUUAGAUUAUGCGCAUCGGCCCGUCACGUCACUCAAUCCCAUUGCGAUCAUCAGUAUUUCGGUUCUUUCAUUUUUCCCUCCUUUCCCGAUAAAUAAGCUUAUUGGUACUUUUUCUCUUCUCGCGAUCGACCUACUCUGUUUCAUAUCACUGUAUCAUCGUCGAAAUCAUGCCGGAUCAAAUAAACGUCCUCUUUGUGUGUCUCGGCAAUAUUUGCCGCUCACCCAUGGCUGAGGGUAUCUUCCAGAGCCUUGCCAAGCAGCCGAAUCUCAAGGAUAAGAUUGGGCGCAUCGACUCUUGCGGUACAGCUGCCUAUCACAGCGGAGAACCCCCGGAUGACCGAACCAUGGCUACUCUUGAGGCCAAUGGUAUAAAUGAUUAUGACCAUCUCGCGCGGCGCUUCCACCCGAGCGAUUUCAACACCUUUGACUACAUUUUCGCCAUGGACAGGUCGAACCUCUCCGAUCUCCACAGACUACAGAAGAACGCCCCAGACUCCAAAGCCAAGGUUAUGCUCUUCGGCGAAUUCAGCGGAACAAAGCGACCCGAGAUCGUCAACGAUCCUUACUACGGCGGAGACGACGGCUUCGCAAAGGCGUAUGAGCAGUGCACACGGUUCUCCAAGAACUUCUUGAAGGAGACUUUCGGAGAAGAGUAAAUGGACGGCACGGAUGGAGUUGGGGGGUGGUGAUGGAUUUAAUACCCGAUACCUGUACAUACAGAUGAUCAAUGAAGGGAAACGAGGUGGGUUACAUAUUAGAGGGACUACGGAUAGGUAGAUUAGAAUAUUUAUUGACACUUCAACAAAGUUGAUGAUUAUUGGCUGAAUGAAUC
This is a messenger RNA of Fusarium oxysporum Fo47, 843 nucleotides long. RefSeq names its product tyrosine protein phosphatase LTP1. The transcript has 3 exons. Lineage: Eukaryota; Fungi; Ascomycota; Sordariomycetes; Hypocreales; Nectriaceae. The coding region runs from base 179 to 667 and encodes 162 amino acids. The record is from RefSeq and is a predicted model, not a curated record. Gene Ontology annotation, biological process: protein dephosphorylation. Gene Ontology annotation, molecular function: acid phosphatase activity; non-membrane spanning protein tyrosine phosphatase activity. Gene Ontology annotation, cellular component: cytoplasm.